AGUACGCUCCGAGCCUCGCGUGUGGGUUGUCAUUCGUCCUGUUUGUGUGGCUACACGGCGUGCUCCUCCGGUGAUUCUCCAAUUCAUCCGUUAUUGUUUUCCUCUCCAAUGUGCUCUUCAGUCAGUCAGUUGUGCUAACGAUAGAUACACGCAUGUCCGUACUUUAGUGCUUUCAGUAUCAUUUGCCACUAGCAGUAGAACCAUUCGUAACUUGUACUGUUUACGAAGAACACAAUUUUAGUUAUCAGCUGCUUUACAUCAACCAAGAGACAGAUGAAGGUGUUUGACGAAUAUAUUCCAUGGCAUCAUGCAGAGGUGUUGGCUGCAAGGGCAAUGUAUCACCCAGAACACUAAUCCGCAAUCCAUUGGCAACAGAAGAUACACGGGAACGUUUGCGGCAGUUUUUUGAAGAUUGUUCAUUAGACUCUGCUUUAGAUGAGCUGGCGUUUUGGGAAAUGUGUACUGAUGUUGUUGCAAAGUCUGAUAACUUUUCUAAUGGGUGGCUGUCUCGUUUGAGGGGUGCUGGCUACCGUAGGCGAGACUUAAUGAGAGAUGUCAAGGAGCUGGUGCGCUUUGCGCAGGACCAUGCUCUCAACUUUGAUACUGGCCAAUUAGAUGAUUUGGAACAAGCAGCAAACUCUGCCCGUUUACUUGAAACAGUAAAAGUUGUUGAGUCUUCUCGUCGGCAUGUUGAAGUUUUACUGGAGCCAAAGCUGGAAGCGUUUCGGAAAGAAAUGAGACGUCAACAUAAUAUGACCUAAUUGGUUCAGCCAGAAGACAUACUCUUACUGGAAUAAUGCCACCCAUGUUCCUAUGACAGUCAUGUAUUUCAAAUGAAGACAUUACAUGUUGGACUGCAACAAAUUGUCUGUGAUAUUAACCACAAUGGACAAAAAAGUGACAAGUUGGACAAGUUUAAUUAACUCGUGUCUAAGAUGUUAUUUGAGUGGCAUAUUACCACUCAAAACCAUGUUUUGAAUAUGUUGCUUCUUUUGUAGCUGAUUGUAGUAUGCUGUGAUCUACAAUUUGCUCUUAAAUUUUAUUGUGCCUUUUUAUACGAGUAUGUACAUCAUAUAAUAUAGUCUAAUGCACAGUAUGACAAAUCCUACAAGAUAUUACUUUUGAGAAAAAAUUUAACUGUUAAAUUAGGUUGGAUUACAAACUGUUACAGAAAUAAAGUUUUUUGUGCUGUUAA
Messenger RNA from Schistocerca piceifrons (Central American locust), 1195 nucleotides. RefSeq lists its product as uncharacterized. The transcript is spliced from 3 exons. Bases 300 to 761 code for a protein of 153 amino acids. Lineage: Eukaryota; Metazoa; Arthropoda; Insecta; Orthoptera; Acrididae. The record is from RefSeq and is a predicted model, not a curated record.